UAAAUUUCUUUACCGCUCCUUUACUUUGUUCUUAUUGUUCAUUUUUCAUUUAAUUUUUAAACAAGGUUAAGGCAAUGCACAUGCUGGAGCAUUCACUUGUUCCAAACCCAGUGGCGGCGCCCGUUGACGGCGGCGGAAAUUCGGUGACCUGCCCGGAGACAGUGAUGAAAGGGGUAGUGGGGUGUUUAAAGGACAGAAAAAUAUCAAAAUCAGCAAGCAAAGUAUUAUUAGCACUUUGUUUGUCGGAGAAUAACCGACACGUGGCGGUCGAGGCAGGAGCUGUAGGGGUAGUGGUGGAAGUUUUGUCGGACUUGGAAGUUGCGGCGGCAGAGCGGUCGUUAGCGGCGUUGGAACUGCUGUGUAUGGUGGCGGAAGGGGCGGAGGAAGUAAGGACGCACGCGCUGGCGGUGCCGAUGAUGGUGGAAGUUAUGGGGAGAUUGGAAGGGAGUCGAGGGAAGGAAUAUGCUAUUGGUGUGUUGGCGGUGAUAUACGGCGGCGCGUGUGACGGUGCGCCGGUGAAUGCUCCGCCGGAAGAGGUGGCCCGUGCGGUGAUGUUGGCUUUGCAAGGUGAUUGUAGUGCUAGAGGGAGGAGAAAAGGGGCUCAGCUUCUAAAAAUCCUGCAAAAUUAUGGACGGCCCGACCCGACCCAGGAAGUGGAGGAAGUGGAGCCCCGACCCGUUUGAAACCUUGUUUGUUUUCAAUAUGUAAUGCUUAACUAGUGACCUAUGCUCUGUGUGAAAAUAGCCAUUUUCAUUUAAUUUUUUUUUCUUAAUAAUUUGUUAUAUAUUAGUUUUAGAUUUUAAUGUAAAUACCGUAAAAAUUGAAAUCUUUACUUCUUAGAAGUGUAAUUUCUCGA
Molecule: messenger RNA, 856 nt
Organism: Nicotiana tabacum (common tobacco)
Lineage: Eukaryota; Viridiplantae; Streptophyta; Magnoliopsida; Solanales; Solanaceae
Source: RefSeq, a predicted model, not a curated record